Molecule: messenger RNA, 1492 nt
Organism: Anguilla anguilla (European eel)
Lineage: Eukaryota; Metazoa; Chordata; Actinopteri; Anguilliformes; Anguillidae
Product: immediate early response gene 2 protein-like
Exons: 1
Coding region: 160-735 (191 amino acids)
Source: RefSeq, a predicted model, not a curated record
CUACAGGACGUCAAUGUUUCGGCGCUGUUAAGGAGACGUGGUAGUGAAACAGUUCUAAAACAGCGAAGUACCAAGGUGAAGUGAAAGUGAAAAAGUUGACAUCCAAAAGAACUGAAAGAAUUUCAAUAGUUUGAAAUCACAGUACACAAAAACAAAGAAAUGGAUGUCAGCACAGAGGCAAAGCGGAUCAUGGUUCAGGCUCUAGGAAAACUGUACAGCUCGCGUUCCCAGCGCGGUGGACUGCGGCUUCACCGAAGCCUUCUUCUUACGCUCGUGAUGAAGUCCGCCCGGGACAUCUACCACUCUGUUCACAUGGCUUGCGAGAACGAAGCAAAAACCACUUCUUCUGACCCACAGCAGCUAUCGACCGAUGAAGCAAUGGAUACGAGCGACGCCAAGGCGGAGACUUCUACGUCUGACUGCGCACCGGUGGCCUCGCCUGGAGAGGACAAGCCGUGCCAGGGCGAAAGUAAGGCAGCCUCAGCUGGCUUUAAGAGGAGUCAAGAGAACAAGGAGAAUCUCCGUUCUCUGGGACCUGACCGCCACUCUAGAAAACGCCGGGGCAAGGCGACAGCCGAGCCCGACUUCCUGCCAAGCAAGAGGGCGAAAAUGGAAGUGGGGGAAGAGAAUCAGGUCAUUCGGAGCACCGCACUGAGGAGCAACUCUGCGAACUGCAAUCGAGCCAUGACUGCUCUGACUUCCCUACCGCUAUCCCAGGUCAUCGCGGCGUUCUGAGCAGACAGCACUGGGACAUUACCGACUAAUUUAAAGCUCAGGAAUCGGGGUGAUUUCGGUGUAAUCGCAGACUGGUCAGACAAUGGUGUGAAAAACCGAGCCUGGGGUUCCUGGAAGUGUGACUCCCUGACCACAAUGUCGCCCAUCAGCGACGAUCAGAGGUGUUGAGGAGGGGAGCACUGCAAAUCAGAACAAUCUGACCUGAAAGCAGGAAACUGCUUUGGACUAUUCGCCAAGUAAGCCAGAGCUGUGGUCAGUCUCCGGGCCCAUGGAAUACCCUGUGCGGAGAUACGGAGGUGAAGAAGAAUGACAGCUCGUGGCAGUUCCGGUUGUAUGACUCAGUACUGGAUUGAGAAACUUCCGCAAGUAGCCGACACCUUCCCCCACCCAACGUGCAGCCGGCAGGGGCCCCGCGGGGGAGGCAACCCAUUGUUAUCUCCUGGAGGGACUUUACCUCGUCUCGGCCAACUUCCCCUAAUAUGGCCUUACGCAGGCCUAUAUAACAUUUGGACUGUGAAACUAAUUGACAUCUGUUAAUCCAGUGCGCCUCAUCUGCUGUAUACUAGGAACGUCCAUUGGUCCAGGCAGACCGGUGGUGUGUGUAUUUACUUUGGUCCCUAUGGGACAUUUUAUAAAUCAAUAUCGGGAAGGUUCACUGUGUGUUUUUCCUACUCGAUGCUGCUCUUGAUAUAGUUUUAUUGUGUAACCAAAUACCUCAGUCCAAAACAAUAAAACAAAUCUUUAUUUUUGCAACUGA